UCCAACCAGUUGCAUCUCCAUCGGAUCCCAUCGCAGGCGCAAUUCCAUCCAAUACAACUCCGAUCGCACAAGCUCCAGCCACAGCAGCACAGACUCCAGCUCCUACUGCUGAAGCGGCAGCUCCAGCCACGUCGCAUACAAACGAUCCACGACGUUCAUCGGUCCAACCACAACAAGCAACGUCUGAAGCAACGCAGUCACGUAAGAUGAGUGUUGGAAACCCGAAUAUAAUGGCAACCGUCAAUGCACCACAAAAGAAGUUAUCAGCUCCUCCACAUCACUUUCCACAACCAGCAGCUGGUGGUGUUACUCCUUCGGUGGUUUCGGCAGCAAAUGCCACUCCGCUUCAGACGCAAGGUUCCGCCGCACCUGGUCCACCUGCACCUGCAGCAG
This is a messenger RNA of Anisakis simplex (herring worm), 393 nucleotides long. The record is from the annotation of a GenBank genome assembly. NCBI's taxonomy places the organism in Eukaryota, Metazoa, Nematoda, Chromadorea, Rhabditida, Anisakidae.